This is a messenger RNA of Ostrinia nubilalis (European corn borer), 2029 nucleotides long. RefSeq names its product FHF complex subunit HOOK interacting protein 2A-like. Bases 198 to 1868 code for a protein of 556 amino acids. The record is from RefSeq and is a predicted model, not a curated record. Lineage: Eukaryota; Metazoa; Arthropoda; Insecta; Lepidoptera; Crambidae. The transcript has 10 exons.
CCAAUUUUCCGAAAUGUCAUUUCUUGUGGAGUUUUCAGGAUUUCUGUGUUUUGUGUUUUAAAAGCAGUAAUAAAAAUUAAUUAACCAAGCUCUUGCACCAUGAUUUUGUAGGACAACAUUUGCAUUUUAAGUAGAAUCACGUGCCCGUAUCGAGAUCUUUAAUAUUAGUGCCCAAAUGUUCAAGAAACGAAGUUAAAAUGUUGAGUAGGUUUUCCGACGUCCUGCAGUCUGCCGCGGACGUUUUGGCGCCCCCGGCUACCAGGUUUGAGGAUUUUGAGUAUCAUUGGAAGAUGAUUCUAAACUUUUACCAAAACUACGAUGAUAGCAGUAAAAUUCACAUUGAAGACACAAGAAUCCCGCACCAUUUACAUCAAAUGCUACAGCUUAUAGUAGACGAAGAGAAAGAACAGCAUGGUGGUACUGUUGGCCCGUGCUUAGAGGCAGUAGUACAGCGGUCGAUAUGCGUUCUUGACGCGCUAACCGCGCUAGCAGCCGCAGACCGACCGCCUGGCGCGCGAUCUCUCGCGUUAGGUACCGGCACGGCGCUACUCCGGCGAACGAGACAGCCGUGUGUGAAUAGCGCGCAUGUUUAUAGGCCUCUACAGCGAAUGUUGAUACAAUGCAACGAGAAUCCGGCGUCGCCAACGGAGAAAGAAGAAGUGGAACUGCUCCUAACCCUGUGUGGUCUCGUCAGAAAGGAGCCUGGUCUGGCGAACAUAUUCACCACAGCCUUUGUAGAAGACAAGACCAGUUUACUGAGCAUACCAGAAGACAUACAGAACUUGAUACCUCUCAAAUCUAAGACGACAACUCCAAAGAAAAACCCGUUGUUUGAAGUGGAGUUGCCUCAGAAUCCGUUGAGCCACGUGUCUAUAGUGAGGACUAACGGGAAGGAGGACGGAAACGCGACGUCAAGUGGCUCGGUGCCGGACGACGCGUCGUGCAAAAGCCACAAGACUGUGUAUGAUGAUAAUGACAAGUUUCUGCUGAUCGACCUCUUGCUUUCGUAUUUGAACAGUGCUGACAACCAAGUGGUUCUCCGAGCGUGCGAAGGCAUCAUGAUAGUGUCGUCUCUCCCUGAAGAUGACAUCGCAAACUUGGUGACCAGUUGCAGCCCGGCCUGUGAGACUAUCGUGGACAAGCUCUGCGCCAAGUACAAGUGUAUACCGGCCAAUACCGAGCCUACGGAUGUUGAGCACCUGAAUAUUACUUGGGCUUACGUGGCUCAAGACUUUGGCGACAAAUCCUUCAGCAAGUUCCACGGUUACAGAGAACUGACGAGCUUCUUCUCAUGGCUCGACUACUGUGAUACGCUAAUGAAGGAAUGCCACCCUACAAUAGCGGCGCAUCUCUCGCGAACCUUCCGUCAGAAGUUCUUAGAGGGCGCCGCCGAGGCCGGGGUCAGCGACCUGCACCAUGCGGCGCUCGUCACCGCCAUACUUGCUAAAUGCUUGAAGGUGGUGGACUCGCCUGACCUUAUUAAUGAGUUCUCCAAUUGGCUGGUGGGUGAGGGUGAGGUGUCGGAGUGGCCGCUGCUGCAUACGCUUAUAUCCAACUGCCUGACUGACCACCACGACAUUACGUUGGAGACGCUACAGUUCUUCCAGACAAUAAUAGAGAAAGGCACGGAGCACAGCAUCCACCGCCUAGUACUAACGCGUGUAUGCUCGCGCGGGUACUUUUCGCCGCAGCCGCCCGCGCCGUUCGACCAGAGCGAGAGGGAGCAACUCAACGACGUCUCGCUCUGGCGCGAGAGAGAGCGCAACAGGUCAGUGACCCCGCAGCGCCCGCGCCGUUCGACCAGAGCGAGAGGGAGCAACUCAACGACGUCUCGCUCUGGCGCGAGAGAGAGCGCAACAGGUCAGUGACCCCGCAGCCCCGCGCCGCUCGACCAGAGCGAGAGGGAGCAACUGAAUGACGUCUCGCUCUGGCGCGAGAGAGAGCGCAACAGGUCAGUGACCCCGCAGCGCCCGCGCCGCUCGACCAGAGCGAGAGGGAGCAACUGAAUGACGUCUCGCUCUGGCGCGAG